Messenger RNA from Cannabis sativa, 5986 nucleotides. RefSeq lists its product as uncharacterized. The transcript is spliced from 17 exons. The coding region runs from base 307 to 5382 and encodes 1691 amino acids. Gene Ontology annotation, molecular function: protein binding; cysteine-type deubiquitinase activity. Gene Ontology annotation, biological process: protein deubiquitination. The record is from RefSeq and is a predicted model, not a curated record. Lineage: Eukaryota; Viridiplantae; Streptophyta; Magnoliopsida; Rosales; Cannabaceae.
UUAGAGUGAUGGAUGUAGCUUUUCCGUUUUGAUCUUAGAUUUUGGUAUUAGGAAAUUUCAUAUCAAAGCUCUCUCUCUCUCUCUCUGGGUAGGUGGUGUCUGUGUGUGCGCUCUCACACAGAGCAACCCGAACCCAACUCCGAAACCCAUACCAAGUUACUCUCUCUCCUCUUCGAUUUCACCGCCGAUUUCUCUACGGCAUCUCCGGCUAUAUAUUCCAAUUCAUUCGCCUCCUCGCAUUUUCAUUCACUGUUACAAGCGUAUGCAUGUGAAUCAAUCGGAUUGAUAUAUACAUAGAUUAAAAGAAUGGGGAACAAGAAGAGAAAUCUUGCGGCGCGUCCUAAACAAUCGCCGGCGGCUUCACCGGCGGCGGUGACUAAGCAGGUUGUCGACGGAGCCGCCGGAACCGCUGAUGGUUUAAGUCCAGACGAACUGGAGCCUACCCUGAGUCCCGAUACCCCUAAUCCUGUUUCUGAGAGUAAGAUCGUAUCGCCGAAGUCCGUUGAAUCGGACGCUUCAUCUGAAGCUAAUGUCAGACUCGAGUGCGACCGAGCCCUCAUGGCGCUUAGGCGCGGGAACCAUACCAAAGCUCUAAGGUUGACGAAGGAACUAUGUCAGCGGUACGAAAAGUCGGCUCAUUUGGCGAUUGUUUACAGAGUUCAAAGUACUGUAUGUAGCAAGAUGGCCUCCGUUAUUGAAGACCAAAACGUCAAGUAUCGGCAUCUGAGGCGUGCAAUUGAAUCUGCUCGUAGAGCAGUUGAGUUGUCUCCAAACUCGAUUGAGUUCGGGCAUUUUUACGCCAACUUGAUGUUUGAAUCGGCCAAUGAAGCAAAGGAGUAUGAGGAGGUUGUGCGGGAAUGUGAGCGUUUGCUGGCAAUUGAAAACCCUGUCGAUCCUGCUAAGGAGAGCUCGCAGGAGGACAGCCAAGAAAAGCUAUCAACGCCAGAAGCUCGAAUUGGUAAUGUGCAGAAUGAGAUAAGACAGCUGAUACAAAAGUCUAAUAUUGCCUCUAUAUCGUCCUGGAUGAAGAAUUUGGGAAAUGGGGAUGAUAAAUUUCGGCUUAUUCCAAUAAGGAGAAUGACGGAGGACCCAAUGGAGGGGAGAUUGCCUCCAGCUAGGAGGCCCAAUGAGAUUAAGAAGGCCACCAAGACACAAGAAGAGCGGAGGAAGGAGAUUGAAGUUAGAGUUGCUGCGGCUAGGUUGUUGCAGCAGAAGUCAGAGGUGCCUCAGUUGGAAAUUGAUGGAGACAAGACUGAUAAGGGAUUGGAUUCACUUCCAGCAUCUGGUCAGAGAACUGGCGAUCGGCGGAAGUCAAGCAAUACAAGGAAAAGUCAAUCUUGUGCGGAAAACAGAGAUUUUGUCAGGUCAUUUUGGAAUACCACCAGUAUUGAUAAGAAGAGAGACUUACUUAAGGUUGGGAUCCUUGAUAUUAAAUCCCAUUUUGCUUGGUUGAAGGAUGGCUUGGCAAAUGAUGUUUUAUUAGAAGCCUUGUCUUUUACUGAGACUAAUAGUGGUAGGAAGUGGAGUGUCCGGGUUUGUUGCAGGUGUAAUGAGAGAUUUGCUGAUUCUGAUUCGCACUUACAUCACAUUACGAAGGAGCACGUGGCAAGUCUUUUGCCUAAAUUGAGGUCAAUGUUGCCUGAAGAGGUUAAUAAUGAAUGGAUUGAGAUGCUUCAUAAGUGUUCUUGGAAACCUGUGGAUGUGUCAGCUGCAGUUGAAAUGGUUCAAAAUCAAACAAAAUGUAAAGAUUCUGAAUUUGUCAAGGAUUGCACUUUGGGGAAAAAUAUGGGGGAUUCUUCAUCUGAGAAGGGAAAUCAAAAGGAUAGUCAUUGUAUUUCUGCUGCUGAGAGUGGUAUCCAUGAAAAAGUUACCAACAUAGAGUCUGGACAAUGUCCUGAGGCCAAUGGGUCUAUGGCGCACUCUUCUAUUGCUGAUAGCUGGCCUGUAUCUGAUGACUCUGAGCGUGCAAAACUUCUUGAAAGAAUAUCUGCUUUGUUUGAGGUGCUUGUCAGGAAUAAAUGUCUUGCAACAAGCCAUCUUAAAUGGGUGACACAAUUUGCGUUUGAUGAGUUGCAGAAAAUGAACAUAGGAUUCCAGCUUCUUAACAAUGGGGUGAUGCAAACACCUAUGUGCAUUUGCUUUUUGGGAGUCUCCGAGCUUCAGAAAAUGCUCAAUGUCUUACAGGAUUUAUCUCAUUCUUGUGGUUUAGGUAGAAAUUCUGAGAAAAGUAGUAUCAUGGAUGAGGCAAAUAUUGGUAGUAAAUGUCUAGAGAUUAAGGAGCUGCUUGUUCUCAGUGCAGAUGCAUCAUUUGUAGUUCUUGAUGAAUGUUUGUUAUCAGAUGAAUCCACUCAUGUUAGCAGUCAUCAUGAUGCCACAGGCAAGGCUUCGGCCGGAGCUUCUGCAGUGGUCAGCAAUGUGAAUGAUAGUGAUCUAAAUGAUACCAGUGCUUUUCUGUCCUGGAUUUAUGCAGGUCCAACUAGUGGAGAAGAAUUAGCAUCAUGGAUGCGUGUAAAAGAAGAAAAAGCAAGUGAAGGAAUGGAAAUACUCCAGAUGAUUGAGAAGGAAUUUUAUCAACUACAGAGCCUCUGUGAGCAAAAAUGUGAGCAUUUAAGCUAUGAAGAAGCAUUACAAGCAGUAGAAAAUCUAUGUGCUGAAGAAAAUAGGAAGAGGAAUGAUUCCAGAGACUAUGUCCAUCAAAGUUUCGAUUCUAUUUUGAAGCAGCGGAGAGAGGAGCUGGAGAGUGACAAUGAUGGAUUGACGCUCAGAAGCCGAUUUGAAUUAGAUGCUAUAUUAAACAUUAUAAAAGAAGUAGAAGCUCCGAAUGUCAAUGAAUUUGGCUAUGAGGAAACAUAUUCUGGUUUGACAUCUCAGUUAUGUGAUUUGGAAUCUGGUGAAGACUAUUUGCUCCGAGUGGAGAGUUGUAUAGAAGCUUCAAUCCGAAGACACAAAGAACAUAUACAAGUAGAGCUUAGCAAAACUGAUGCAAAGUUAAUGCGAAACGUUAAUAUCAUGGAGCAGUUGAAACUUAAGCUUGGCUCUAUUGCUGUCCAUGAUUAUCACUCAAUAUUAUUGCCUCUUGUGAAGUCGUACCUGAGGGCACAUUUGGAGAAAUUAGCUCAGAAGGAUGCCACAGAAAAAUCUGAUGCUGCAAGAGAAGCAUUUUUAGCAGAACUUGCUCUUGAUGACUCUAAGAAGGUUGUCAGGGGGGGAAAUGAUAAUUCGAGACACACUCAGGAGAAAACAAAGGAUAAGAAAAAGAACAAGGAAUCUAGGAAAGCCAAGCAUUCAAAGGUUACUGGUGUUUCAGAGCCACGGAUACAUGAUGAUGAGAUUGAUAACCCAGUUCCCUUACCGGUUGCAUGUGAGGUUGCAUAUGAUGCUGAUCAUCCAACUUCUGAGGUCAUUGUUUCUGUGGAUGGUGAUAGCUUAAAGCAGCAGGAAGAGGAACUCAGACGAAGAAUUGAACUUGAAGCAGAGGAAAGAAAGCUUGAAGAAACUUUGGAGUUCCAAAGACGAAUGGAGAAUGAAGCUAAACAGAGGCACCUUGCCGAGCAACAUAAAAAAGAAACAUAUCAUGAGAAAGUGGAAGAGGCAAUGCAUGAUGCAAGCUUGAAAUUUGAUUCUGUUGAUUUAGAUGCAAGUGAGCAAUCUAAACCUUCAAUGCAGGAGCACUUGGCAAGCAAGUCAGAGGAUGUCCUCACGCCUCACCAUUCUACAUCACCUACCGCUCUUUGUACUCAAAUGAGCAGAGAUAAUCAGGCCAAAGUUGGACAAGGAGGCCUUGCUAAUGAGGGAAUUACUGGGGAUGGUUUUUUGCCUUCUGAACGACGAAGAAGAGCAAGAAAACAAAAGAGUUCUGUCAAAGUUUCUGAUGGAAAGCAUCAAUUUUCGUCAUCCCCAAGGGAAAGUGCUGAAGUUGGGAGUUCACUUACUGAGGGUGGUUUAAAAGAAGUCCAUAGUAGCAGCAUUAUGUCUGCACCUGGAGACGAUGAAGCCAAGUCAUUAGGACACCUACAAGCAGAAGACGAUUUUGAAGAAAGGUUCCAUGCUGAUAUUGAAAAGGCUAUGCGCCAAAGCCUUGGUAAGUCUGCACCUGGAGACGAUGAAGCCAAGUCAUUAGGACACCUACAAGCAGAAGACGAUUUUGAAGAAAGGUUCCAUGCUGAUAUGAAAAAGGCUAAGCGCCAAAGCCUUGACAUAUUUGAAGCACGGAAAAAGCUUCCCUCCGUUUCUACUAGUUCAAAGAUGCUGCAAAUGACUUCUGGAGAAGUAGAUAGUGGGGGUGGUGUACCCAAUGAUGACCAAGUGGAUAAUGUGAUCGAAGAUAAUAAAGUUGGUGCAGGAUUGAAAAAUGAAGUUGGUGAAUAUAAUUGCUUUCUGAAUGUAAUUAUACAGUCAUUGUGGCACAUUAGACGGUUUCGAGAUGAAUUCCUGCAGAAGACAUCAGAGCAUGUUCAUAUAGGUGAUCCUUGUGUUGUUUGUGCUCUAUAUGAAAUUUUUUCUGCCUUGAAUGUUGCCUCCAUUGAUUCAUGGAAAGAAGCAGUCGCUCCUACUUCUUUGAGAAUAGCUUUGAGCAACCUAUUUCCAGAUAGUAAUUUCUUCCAAGAGGCUCAGAUGAAUGAUGCUUCUGAAGUAUUGGGAGUGAUAUUUGAUUGCCUUCACCGGUCAUUUACUCCUGCUUCAAGCAUUUCUGAUACUAAAUCAGUGGUAAAUAGCUGGGAGGGGUCUUGGGAUUGUGUGCGCAAUACUUGUAUUGUGCAUUCCAUUUUUGGAAUGAACAUUUCCGAAAGUAUGGAUUGCUACAAUUGUGGAGUGGGGUCGAAGUUUCUCAAGUACACCACUUUCUUUCACAAUAUAAAUGCCAGUGCGCUCCGGACAAUGAAGGUCAUGUGUGCUGAAAGCUCUUUCCAAGAGCUUUUAAAGUUUGUUGAGUUGAAUCAUCAGUCGCCAUGUGAUGCUGAGGCUGGAGGCUGUGGGAAGCUUAACUACAUCAACCACAUUCUCUCAUCUCCACCACAUGUUUUCACUGCGGUUCUUGGAUGGCAAAACACUUCUGAGAGUGUUGAUGAUAUUAGAGCAACAUUAUCGGCUCUUAACACUGACAUAGAUAUCAGUGCCAUUUAUCGCGGUAUAGGACUGAACAACAAAUAUAGCUUGGUUUCUGUGGUUUGUUAUUAUGGGCAACACUAUCGUUGCUAUGCAUACAGUCACGAACAUAAACAGUGGAUUAUGUAUGAUGAUAAAACUGUCAAGGUAAUUGGUAGCUGGGUUAAUGUUCUUGAUUCGUGUGAAAGAGGGCAUUGGCAACCUCAACUCCUUCUAUUUGAAGCUGGUACUAGAAAUUUUGCAGAACCCGUCGCAUGUGUAAGUGCAUCUGUUUGAAGUCCUUCAAGUCCCGACACUGAUUUCUUAGGUGCUAAUACUUGCAACUCGUUUCCAGUUUUAGGUUGAGAUGUUUCAGUAGAAAAUCUAGAGUGGUGUAAAGUUUCUGAUAAUGGGAUAAGGCCAAACAAAUUUGUUGGAGCAACUGAUCCCCAGGGAAUAAUCAUGUCUCAAAGAAGAGCCUUUUAAGCAUUUGACACAGUUCUAGCAGCACGGCAAGCAGCAGCUAAGCAUGCAUAAUAUGGGGGUGAGGGUUGCUUGAAUUUGAAUUAUCUUUUAUUUCUUGGACAUUUACAAUAAGAUGUUUCUUUUUACCCUUCUUUUUAUAGAGGGCUUAGUAGUAGAAGGUUGUGUGGCUUUGAAGAAACAUAUGUUAGCCACUUGCUUAAUGGCAGCAUUUUUUGCCGGUUACUGGUUGGUCUAAGCAUAUACAUCAUUUAGCUUGUAACAGCAGUAGGGGAAUAUAGUUUUUAGAUUGACAAAUAUUUGUUUAGCUGUUUUGAAUUCCCCGCAAAAUUUUGGAAGAGGUUUUGUACAGAUCACAGUAUCAUCCAUGGAUUGUUGAGUCUUCAACUGUAGGAUAUACAGUGACUUUUUUCUUCAA